Meloidogyne enterolobii is the source of this 464-nucleotide messenger RNA. The record is from the annotation of a GenBank genome assembly. Lineage: Eukaryota; Metazoa; Nematoda; Chromadorea; Rhabditida; Meloidogynidae.
UAAUGGUCAGUCUUUUCUUCCUCGUUCAAUUCCACUCUUUUUACCUGUGGCAUAUUCAAAUGAGGACAGACAAAAACACACACACGGACAGACAAAACACGAGUGUUUUCUGUUCGUAUCCGUUCGUGCUUGUCUGCUGUUUUGUUUGUCCGUGUUUGUCUGUCCGAGUCUGUCCGUGUUUUGUCUGUCCGAGUCCGUCCGUGUUUGUCUGUCCGAGUCUGUCCGUGUUUUGUCUGUCCGAGUCCGUCCGUGUUUGUCUGUCCGAGUCUGUCCGUGUUUUGUCUGUCCGAGUCCGUCCGUGUUUUGUCUGUCCUCUCCUUUCAAUUAAUUCUUUUCUCUAUCAUUUCUUUUGAUUAUGCCACAGGCAAAUAUGAUGGAAUUGAACAAGGAGGAAAAUGCUGACCAUUCUGUCAUAUCAAUGAAGGAAAAAAGUAAUGGAGAAAAGUAAUGAAAAAAACGAUUAC